This is a messenger RNA of Helianthus annuus (common sunflower), 1405 nucleotides long. RefSeq names its product kinesin-like protein KIN-14S. Bases 232 to 927 code for a protein of 231 amino acids. The record is from RefSeq and is a predicted model, not a curated record. The transcript has 8 exons. Gene Ontology annotation, molecular function: microtubule motor activity; ATP binding; microtubule binding. Gene Ontology annotation, biological process: microtubule-based movement. NCBI's taxonomy places the organism in Eukaryota, Viridiplantae, Streptophyta, Magnoliopsida, Asterales, Asteraceae.
UUCCUUCUUUUCUUUCAAACAUACACACACAGCCCUUAGAGAGAGAAAGUUAGUCGGAUCUAGAGAGACAGAGAAACGUUAGACAGCAGACCGAUGGCGGUGGAGCCAACUAUGCCCUCCGACCGGCCUCCUCAUCCCGGCUACGCACUCUGUCGGUGAUGAUGAUGGUGGUCGUGUUGCUUGUGGGUUUAACAUCGGCGGCAUAGAUCGGAAAAUGUGGGGGACGGCGGAAUGAAGAUGGUGACUAGCUCUUGCAUAUUUCUCUUUGUCCCUCUUGAAUUGGAAACCCUAACUAUGAACAUGAAGCUUUUGAAACUAGAUCCGGAUGAAACCCUAGAAAAAUCGCCUGAUUCUGAUGCAGAACAUGUUGAAGUGCAGUCUGAAUAUGAGCAGCAAACCCUAGAAGAAUCCUCUAAUUCUGAUGCAGAACAGGAUGAAUGCAACAGUGAAGUGCAGUCUGAACAUGAGCAGCAAACGCUUCCGAUAUGUGAGAAAUUCGAAAAGUUGAGCAACAAAGUGAUGAAUUUGAGAAAAGAUCAUAUGGCACUCUGUGACGAAGUUAAAAGUAUAACUUCUGAUUCUUUUCCUGGAUCUGAAGUUUGGACUGCUCUUCAGAGUCUUGGUGAGGAACAUGAGGCGUUGAAGAAAAAGUAUCAAGAAGAAUGUGAAUGGUUGAAGAACAGAUGUCAAUUAGAGUGCUCGGAGAGAAAACGGUUAUAUAAUGAAGUCAUUGAACUUAAAGGAAACAUUAGGGUGUUCUGCAGAUGUAGACCACUAAACCAUGAUGAGAUCGCUAAAGGGUCAACUUCUGUUGUUGAAUUUAAUUCAGCUCAGGAAAGUGAACUAAAGAUAAUCGGAUCCGAUUCGUCCAAAAAGCAAUUCAAGUUUGAUCAUAUAUUUAGACCUGAGGACAACCAAGUGAUAUAGAUUUUUCAGGGAGUUCUGCUAGUCAACAAAAAUCUAGGAGCAUGAAUAAUGGCAAUGAUCGGGUCAGCGAUUGACUGAGUUGUUGAUGGUGAUGGAGAAGGGUGGUAGUGGUUGAGAAGAUGGUGGUGGAGCCGACGACAGCAGCGGCCGCCGGAGCUCCGGCUCAUGACCUGUAGCAGUGGCGGCAAGCAUUCAACAGAAAAAAAGUAGAAGAUUAAAAAAAUAAAAAACAUAAAAGUGGUGGGGUAGGAUCAUCUAGGACUAUCCUCCCAUACCCUCUAGUUUUGUGGGAUGGACCAUCCUUGGGAGGACUAUGAUGUGGCGCCUACGUGGCGGAUCAUCCUCCAAGGGAGGAUGGGCACCAUACCCUCUAGAUAUCUUGCAACUCGUAUUGUGUAACUAGUAGUUAUAUAUUAUGUAUUUUAGAUACACAAACGAUAACUAUUAAUCGAAUCUUAAAAUCCUAGUUAUUCCCAAA